AUGCUUACAUCUACAAUCGAAGACAUCGAAGCUGCCCUGGUGGAACAGAGAGCUAAUCUUCUACCUGACACAGUUAAAGACGAGCUCCAGUUUAGAGUUAAGCAAGCAAAAAGCGCGAUCUUGGCUUGGAAAUCCCACCUUCUUCGAUCAGUUAACCAGGACGCUGCACGGACUGACGUUUUGGAAAAACUAGACGAGUCUUCAGUGCUAUUGGUGCAAGACUGGGCAAUGAAGUAUUUGCCUAGAAAAUACAGGGAGAGUCAAAAAGAUUGGUUUGGCAAACGUGGAAUUCCUUGGCAUAUAACAGUAGCAACGAGAAAAGGUGUCACUGGGGACGUGGAGAUGCUAACAUUGGUCCACAUAUUACCAAGUUGCAGUCAAGAUAACUGCGCCGUUCUUGCAGUUAUGGCAGAUGUUAUCAAGCAGCUCAAGUCAAUCAUGCCUGGCCUGAAGUCAGUCUUCUACCGUCAAGACAAUGCUGGCUGCUAUCACUGUGGUCCAAUCACAGCUAGCGCCAGAGUAUUGGGCUUGCAACAUGGCGUCACCGUCAAAGGUUUGGAUUUUUCUGAUCCGCAGGGAGGAAAGGGUCCAUGUGACAGGAAAGCUGCAACAAUUAAAUCGCACAUGAGGAUUCAUCUCAACAGCGGCAACGACAUCGAGGAGCAACCGACAAAUGCUCCAGAUGUUUUUACGUGUCCCGAAGAAGGAUGCAAUCAAACUUUCUUGCGGCAUUCCUCUUUGCAAAGGCAUUUAGAUUGUGAAAAACAUAGCAGAGUUUUGGAAUGUGAAAGUCUGUUAGAUAAAGCGGUUCUGAGCUAUGCGGAGGCUUUAGAGGGCCAGGCGGUUUCGAUACCAGAGAUAGGGGCAACGGAAGGAAAAGAAAUGACUCCUGUAGUCAACUGUGCAGCUGACUUAGCAAUGGGUUGGGCACUGAAGUCUUCAUCAAAGAAAGCUCGGUUUUCAAAGAAACAAAAGGACUAUCUGAUAGGAAAAUUCCAAAUUGGUGAAAAAACUGGUCAGAAAGCAGAUCCUUCCUCCGUUGCUCGUGCAAUGCUGACAAUAAGAAAUGUAAAUAGAGAAAGAAUGUUUACCAGCGAAGAAUUUUUGACAAGUUCUCAGGUAACGAGCUUCUUCUCUCGCCUAGCAGCGAAAAAAAGGCUGUCUGAGGAGGGCAAUGAUGAAGAUGAUGAAGACUUUGACGAUUUGGAAAACGCAGCAAUGGAAGCCCACAUUGAACUGCUCACCAACGAAGUUGCCUGCGAAUUGGUGCCACAGCACCCAAUCAUGUAUAAGACAUACAAUUUGUGUGAUAUCAUAUCAAGGUCACAGUUAAAGAAAUUUAACAUAUCCGCCCUCAAAGAGAUCUGUGAUUCUUUGAUGAUCGACGCCACAGAUGUAUCUGCCAAACGCAAACAGCCUUACAUUGAAAAAAUCGAGGAGUUCUGCACUGGCUGCACAUGUCGCGGGUAA
Paramuricea clavata is the source of this 1470-nucleotide messenger RNA. NCBI's taxonomy places the organism in Eukaryota, Metazoa, Cnidaria, Anthozoa, Malacalcyonacea, Plexauridae. The record is from the annotation of a GenBank genome assembly.